AUGACUGCAGUGGAGGAGGUCUUAGAGUUUAAAGAGGUUCCUGCUGAUAAAUGUGUGCCUCUCGUUGCAACGAGGCUUCGUGGACGUGCAGCAGCAUGGUGGCAGCAGACUAAGGUGACAAGAUCCAGGCUGGGGAAACCUAAGCUUGCAUCGUGGGACAAAUUGAAGAAAUAUAUGAAGAAACAAUUGCUGCCUUACAAUUAUGUGCGAACCAUAUACCAACAACUGCAAAAUCUGCGUCAAGGUGGGAAAACGGUUAGUGACUAUACCACGGAUUUUUAUAUGUUCUUUACGAGGAACGAGAUGAUGGAGACGGGAGAGCAGUUGGUGUCAUGGUACAUGGGUGGUCUUCAUCCCCAAAUACAGGAUACUCUCAAUAUGUUUGAUCCUGUGAUAGUUUUUGAAGCACAUCAAAGAGCAACACAGAUAGAGAAGCAACAAUCCAGGAAAACCACUAGUCCUUCCAUUGCAGGGAGUUCUUCUAGUAACCCACAACAGCAGGUGGCACAUCCUGGUAAUCCUGCUCAAUCUGGUCUUCUUAGAACAAAUCCUACCCAACAACCAACACGUCCUAGGGUUGGUAUUCGUUGUUUUGGAUGCGGAGUUACAGGCCACAGACAGUUUGAGUGCCCAAAGAAUCCGCGCAGGGGACUCUUUGUUGAUGAGGGAAAUGGCGAUUAUGAAGAUCCGCUUGUAUUUGAUGGUGAGGGCGGAGAAGAAGCAACAGAAGAGGAAGAGUUUCUGGUUGGUGAUGUGGGUCAGGCACUGGUGAUGAGAAGGAGUUUCCUGACUCAUUUGGAGAAUAACACUGAUUGGUUGCGUAAUAAUAUCUUUCAAUCAACAUGUACUGUUGAAGGGAAGGUGUGCAAAUUUGUUAUUGAUUCUGGUAGUUGCGAGAAUGUGGUGGCUGAGGAGGUCGUUAAGAAGCUGGGUUUGCAGACUGAGAAACAUCCCAAACUUUAUAAAUUAGCUUGGCUGAAAAGAGGCAAUGACGUAAAAGUGUCUCAACGUGCUAGAAUCAGCUUCUCCAUCAGACCUACCUACAAGGAUCAGGUCUUAUGUGAUGUAGUAGAGAUGGAUGCGUGUCAUUUACUAUUAGGAAGGCCGUGGCAGUUUGACAGGCACUCGCUGCAUAAUGGAUAUACCAACACGUACAACUUUCUAUUUGGAGGAAAGAAAAUUGUGUUACUACCGGAUAAGGGUUCAGUACAGACAGUUGGGAACAAUGCCAAUUUACUGACCAGAAAGAAGUUCGAGACAGAGAUGGAGGAGUCUGGGGUAGUGUAUGUGCUGAUUGGAAAGUCGGUUGACAGUGAGCAUGAAGUCCCUCUCGUAGUUCAGCCAUUGCUAAAGGAGUUUCAUGAAGUUUUCCUAGAAGAGCUUCCUGAUGGACUACCACCACUGCGGGAUAUUCAGCAUCAGAUUGACUUGGUGCCUGAAGCUGCCCUACCUAAUAGAACGCAUUACAGAAUGAGCCCCACUGAGCAUGAAGAGUUACGCAGGCAAGUUGAGGAGCUUCUGGCAAAAGGACACAUCAAGGAGAGUCUUAGUCCUUGUGCUAUUCCUGCUCUUCUCACACCGAAGAAGGAUGGCACGUGGCGCAUGUGCGUGGAUAGUAGGGCAAUCAAUAAGAUUACGGUGCGUUUCCACUUUCCUAUUCCCCGCCUAGAUGAUUUGUUGGAUCACCUUACCGGUGCUUGUGUGUUUAGCAAGCUUAAUUUGAAGAGUGGGUACCAUCAGAUUCUGAUCAGAUGUGGGGAUGUGUGGAAGACCGCAUUUAAGACGAGGGAAGGAUUGUACGAGUGUGCUAACGAUGACGAACAUGUUCAGUACCUUCGGGAAGUUCUUUUAGUUCUUCGCAGGGACAAAUUCUAUGCUAUAGUGAAGAAGUGUUCGUUUCUCACUGAUCGUGUGGUGUUCCUGGGUUAUGUUAUGUCAAAGGUGGGGUUAGCAGUUGAUACAUCUAAAGUAGAGGCGAUAAGUCAGUGGCCACAGCCUAAGACUAUCACUGAGGUGCAGGGUUUUCAUGGCUUUGCUUCCUUCUAUCGCAAGUUCAUACCGCAUUUCAGUAGCAUCAUGGCACCAAUUACAGAUUGCAUGAAGGAUGUGGGUAUUGGUGGUGUGCUGAGUCAGAACAACAGCCCUGUUGCAUAUUUCAGUGAGAAGCUUUCUGGCCCGAAGUCUCGGUAUAGUACUUAUGAUGUGGAGUUCUAUGCAAUAGUACAGGCCGCUCGACAUUGGCGUCACUAUUUGUUCCAUAAGGAGUUCAUUUUGUAUACGGAUCAUGAUGCCCUUAAACACCUUGGUACUCAGGAUAAGGUUUCUGCUCAACAUGCCUCUUGGAUUGCUUAUCUACACCAGUUUACUUUUGUGAUCAAGCACAAGGCAGGUGCCCUUAACAAAAUUGCAGAUGCAUUGAGUAGGCGCCAAACGCUCCUUACAGAAAUGCGAGUGGAGGUUCCAGGUUUUGACAGGUUGUGUGACUUAUAUGCUACUGACCCAUACUUUUCCCAUGUUGUCCAGAAGUUGCAGGAGGGUGUGCAGUCGGAGUUUACAUGGGUUGAUGGUUUUCUUUUUCAUGGCAAUCAGUUGUGUGUUCCAGAGGGCAGUUUGAGAUGUCAGCAAGUUUGUGGAGCGUUGUUGGAUUUGUCACUUGGCCAAGUGCAAGGCGACCAAUGCGGGCUUGUAUAUGCCCCUACCUAUCCCAACCCAGCCACAGAUGGUCAAACAGAGGUUGUUAACCGUUCCUUAGGUGAUUUACUACGUUGUUUGGUUGGUGAUCACAUCAAGUCUUGGGAUCAGAAGUUGUGUCAAGCAGAAUUCACUCACAAUCAUGCUGUUAACCGAAGUACAGGUUUUAGUCUGUUCCAGGUGGUAUAUGGCCUUGUUCCUCGUGGUCCUCUUGGUCUGGCUGCUGUCGCUGAGUAUAAGCGUGUUGCGGAUCUCAAACGCCGACAUGUUGAGUUUGAGGUAGGUGACUUUGUUUGGACGGUGUUAACAAAGGAUCAUGUUCCUGCUCAUGAAUACAACAAGCUUACUGCAAAAAAGAUUGGUCCAUUGGAGGUCAUUGAGAAGAUCAAUCCGAAUGCUUACCGUUUAAAGCUGCUCAGCCAUAUUCGUACCUCCGACGUGUUCAAUAUCAAGCAUUUGGUGCCAUUUCAUGGUGAUAAUUCUGAUGAUGAUAAAGCUCCUUUCCCGUCAAAUUCGAGGGCGAAUUUUUUCCACCCUGGGGAGAAUGAUGAAGUGUAUAAGGGAUUAGAGUUCAUGGCAAAAUGGGACCAUCACAAGGCAAAAGUUGGCAAAAAGGGCAAAUGA
Messenger RNA from Olea europaea var. sylvestris, 3315 nucleotides. RefSeq lists its product as uncharacterized. NCBI's taxonomy places the organism in Eukaryota, Viridiplantae, Streptophyta, Magnoliopsida, Lamiales, Oleaceae. The record is from RefSeq and is a predicted model, not a curated record. The transcript is spliced from 5 exons. Bases 1 to 3315 code for a protein of 1104 amino acids. Gene Ontology annotation, molecular function: zinc ion binding; nucleic acid binding.